ACGAUUUCAACGCGUCUACACGGCAGACAGAACAACCGCGAUAGCCACGUAUACCAACAAAGAUUGACUCUAGAGCAAGAGAACUUCCUUGUACAAUGGAUACUUGAAGGAGACGCACAAGCUUUUCCUCCCUUACACGCACGCGCAUGA
Messenger RNA from Lindgomyces ingoldianus, 150 nucleotides. RefSeq lists its product as uncharacterized. The annotation marks the transcript as partial. The transcript has a single exon. The record is from RefSeq and is a predicted model, not a curated record. Lineage: Eukaryota; Fungi; Ascomycota; Dothideomycetes; Pleosporales; Lindgomycetaceae.